AUGCGGACACCAACAAAUGUCUACUUGCUUAAUCUAAGUGCAGCUGAUGUUUUAGUGUUGCUUGUUUGUCAACCGGCAGCUCUCUUGGAGUUCUUUGGAAAAGACAGACGGUUUCUUGGAGAUGAAAUGUCUACAUUGGUUCCAAUGAUGGAGAACGGAGUAGUACAUGUCUCGGUACUGACGAUGUUGGCUGUAACCUUUGAACGUUAUCAAGCUUUAUGCCACCCUUUAAAGAACCGAAUAAAAUCAGUGACAAUUUGUGCUACGGUCAAGGUCAUUGCAUUUAUCUGGCUGGUAGGAAUAGUUUUAUCUUUACCACUGUUGGGCAUGACCCAAUAUGAAGAUGCUUUGUUUUAUGACGGAUCUCAAAUCAAAGUUUGUCGGACAAAGGUUAACAAAACUUGGCAAUACGUAUUUUCUCUGUGGCGAGUCUUUGCACCGAAGACGGAUCUAAUAAAGCUUGGCCUGGAGGCAUAUCUUAAUCUCGUUUGUUGGGUCCGAAUCCUGAUGUAUAUGAACAGUACGGGAAAUCCUAUUAUUUAUAGUUUAACAUCGACAAAGUUCAAAGCUGCCUACACGGCGAUACUCGGCUGCCACAGCAACAGAAAUGUUCAAGGGAGCGUUACAUAUAGGCAAUGAUAACCGCAACAACGGCAGGUAUCGCAACAUGUAAUAUCUACAUCAUAUGUUUAGAAAAUUCAAAGUAAGCAUCGCGUAGCUCAUGCAAAUGACGAUUAUUGCAAUUACUUCGGUAAAUUUAGCCAUUUAUUGUAGCAACGCACUAAUUUAUGUUAAUUGCAAAAUAACUCAUUUCUCUGUAAAUGCCUUUAAUAUAUUUUU
Ruditapes philippinarum (Manila clam) is the source of this 840-nucleotide messenger RNA. Its product is annotated as orexin/Hypocretin receptor type 1-like. Lineage: Eukaryota; Metazoa; Mollusca; Bivalvia; Venerida; Veneridae. Gene Ontology annotation, molecular function: G protein-coupled receptor activity. Gene Ontology annotation, cellular component: plasma membrane. The transcript is spliced from 3 exons. Gene Ontology annotation, biological process: G protein-coupled receptor signaling pathway. The coding region runs from base 1 to 639 and encodes 212 amino acids. The record is from RefSeq and is a predicted model, not a curated record.